GAUGGUUGCCGGAGAGGUCUGGCCUCCUCCACAAAGAGCUGAACACAAGGUCAGCCUCUCUCUCCUGUGGUUUCCUCUGCAGCAGUGAGCCUGACUUCCUGUGAAAGAUUACCAUCUCGCCUCUCAUAUUCUCACUGAUGCUUAUCUUUUGAGCCUGCAAGCAUCAACUCCCCAAACAUCUCGACACCUUUCGCCCCCCGGUGUCGGCCUGUCAGUCUGGCAGCUCAUCCUGUGUCCUCAACCUCCGACGCCCCCUCGUCCUCCAGCCAACAACCCAAAAGUGAGUCGGCCUCCCAUCAUCCGUCCUGGACCUGUCACAGAGAAACAAGAUCCUGCCCGCAGGGUUCAGAAUCAAGGAGCGGAAUAUGGAUGAAGUGUGAGCAAGGCAGUUGACCACACAGGAAGGCGUCAUGCCGUUGUCACGGAGAGGAAAUGCUGCUGUCAGAGUCAGUAGUUCGAGAGCGCAUCUCCACACUCCAUCGGACACUGCUGCAGAUUUCUACACAAACAGCCUCGAUUUGAGGAUGAAGACUGGGUUAAGUAUGUUCUCAUGGGAAAAGGCAUGAGAGCAUAGAGAUAAUGCAUCACAGCCACAAGCAAAAAAGGCACCGCGGCCCAACACGUGGUCAGGUAAACCUCGCCGAGGAACAAGACUACAUGCAGGUGGACGACCCAGAAGACCUGCGCAAUGUGAGCAUCCUUCCCGCCAUGCCUAUUAACCACGAGAGCGACUACGCAGACAGGGAUUCUCCCCGAAGUGGAUCGUCUCCGAGCCGGCCGUCUCAGGGAAACGUUCAUACGUCCCCAAUAACUCCCCCCAGAGGAGUCCAGAGGACUUCAGUUGGGUGCACAGGACCAUAUGUGAACAGAAACCUAAAACCAGGCAGAAGAAGAACCUCGUUUGACCUUCAGCUCCAACCGAAGAUCCUCCAUCAGCAGCAGCCGCGAAGGUACUGUCCGUCACCUCCACCUCCGGAGAACCAUUCCGCACGACUGAACGAGCUAUGCAGGCGAGACGCUCAAAAAGGUGUCGGCAAUUCUGACAGGGGCGAACUGAACCAGCCCUCAAAAGUAAAAAAUAUUUCAAACCGCUGCACAGAUGGGAAACACUCAACAAAUCUCGAGGCCCUCCAUCAGCCUGAAAGCUCCUUUAACAAUCCUUCUCUUCCGACAGUGGCGUUGGUGAGUGACGAAACAGGUCUUUGUUCAACUGGUUCUUCAUUCUUCAUCACAAGCCAAUGUUUCCCACAAGUGCCAUCAAACAGCUGGAAUAACCAGAGCCAUCCGGCCAGCGACGAGCCCAUGAAGGAGCCUCAGCAGAGCUACAGCACGGUAGAAUGCUACGUUGGAGUUUGUGGUCGAAUGGAAGCAGAGCACGCGCUACACCUGGUCAACAAGGACGGAGCGUUUCUGAUCCGAGAUUGUUCGGCGAACACAGACAGCGAGCCUCUGGUGUUGGCAGUGUACCACGAUAAAAGGGUUUACAACGUGAAAAUUCGCUUCAUCGAGAGCACGAAGAAAUACGCGCUAGGCACCGGACAGCGAUCGAAUGAUAUGUUUGACAGCGUUGAAGACAUCAUCAGGUUUUACUCAUCGUUCCCAAUAAUGCUGGUCAGCGCCAGACACCCACCUGGGAGCAGCUUUUCAGAGCAGUGCGUGCUGAGGAUCCCAGUAACAAGGCAGCACGUGAAGAGGUUGCUUGCCUAAAGUGUUUCCCAGCAGUGUCAAAUGUGCCGAGUACUACCAAGCAAUUCUGCUGUGUCCUUUUUGUGGAAUGUGAAAUAAGCUAAUUCUCAGGGCCAUAAAAAAUUCCUAUUGUGCGCUUUGCUUCACCUCUGGUUUCAUAGUUGGCUGGCUUCUGAAGAAUGUUUUCACCUGCUGAAAAGGGGACCCAGAUUUAUACGGAAGCUCUGAACUGACAUGGAAAGUUUUUUUUUUUGCACAAGAAAAAAAUGUUUGGAUAAGAUAACGUUCUCACUUGAAUGUUAAUAUAACAUUUGGGCUCUGAAAAUAAGGACACUGUUACCCAAAGCCUAGUCAAAGGCUCCACCAGGUCCUGGGGCCCAGAACCAACCAUAACAACCAUAAUAACCAUAAACACAAGUUGUCCAUGAUUCACCGUGGCAACACAUGAAACUUCAGUAAUAAAUCAAAAUAAAGUGAGGACUACACACCAGACACGCAAGGAAACCUAUUCGAAUGAGAGUUAAAACUAGUUCAUUAAUAAUUAUAGAAUAUGCCUGGAGCUUAAUUUAUGAGUAUUAUUACCAUCAUAUAUUCAUAUAUUUUGUGCUUAAAUCUCUUAAGACAAGUUCUGCAAAACUCUUGUCUUCAUUGAAAAAACUGAAUUCAGACUCUGAGAAUUCUGCAUCUCAACACAAAUCAACUGCCCUAUCUGUUAAAAAGGAAAACAAGUUGUAGAGUAGGCAUAUUAAUAAUUUUUAUUUUUAAAAAAACAGACACAGUUGCUUCAUUAAAAAAAAUAAAAUAAAAGGAAUACAACACAAGAACUACGAACACAAUGAAGAUGUGUGUAGACGCCCCAUAUAUAUACAGGAAGAGUCUGAGAUUUACAAUUAAUCUGUGUGUGCGAUACCCCCAGAAUAUACAGUAUAUACAACAUGAUCAACCAGUGAGUGUCAUUAUACACAGUAGGUAGCAGAAGAACACAUCCUCACUCCCACAGCGUGAUAUAUUGACGUUGGGAGAGUUGCCUUUUGCGUCAUAUACUGACAAAAAAGGCAGCCUUCCCCAUCAGAGCAUCAUGUGCUGCUCCUCGCCCCUGGAGUUAUAUAGAAGUAAAACUAUUUUUUUUUCUCUCCCUCCAUGCAGCACAAGAUGCACACUGCCCCACCUGGAAUGCAACGGAAACUGUUCUUUCAAUUGAAACACCUGUGUGUUUCAAUGUGCAACAAUUCAUUCUGAAGGCUGCCUUUUUCAUCAGUCCAAUACGCGAAACUCCACUUUACCAACGGGGGUGAGGAUGGGUUGUAGCAGAGACGAAACUUUUGAAAUGGGAGCGCUAACAUUUCUCUGUGAAAUAGUUGCCUACAGUGUUAGUCGUGACUGAGACGUAACAUAUAAUAAAAGCAUUAGACUCCAUUUUGGUUCCAAACAUGAGCCUAUCCAAAAUGCCUCAUAAAAAGACAUCCGGUGGAACUAGACCAGCUGAUGUCAAGUGGAGCUUCAGAAUUGAAAAAAAAAAAAGUCAAAUACUUUUAAUGAGGUAAUAGUUGGAAAUAAACAAUAGUGGCAAUGCUUUGUAACGUCACGGACAUGUCGGACAGAUUCCAGUCUCCCCCUUUGACUACACGCUACUUGAUAUAGUUGGAUAAUUGAAACAGAAACAUUAAUACCGGCGUUGCUACAAACAGUUGGAAACCACAGUAUUCAGCCAUGUUUGUAGUCCUCACUACCCAAUACACCAGCUCAUUUAAUUGAGGCAGCCAUGUGAGCAAACUCAUCUUUCCAUUGCUUUAAAAAUACAUUUUCAAUGUUAUGUUUAUGUAAUACUCUGCUGGUACACAAGAUUUGUUUGCAACAGAAAAAAAGUGCCACAAGACUGUGGCGUAGGUAAGGCUUGCUUUGUUCUACAGUUCUUAAAAUGAUCAUGAAUUCUAAUAAAACUAAAUAUGACAAUGAAAAGAUAACUUUACGUUUUAGCUUCAAAAAACCAUAAUUGUUUUAAGUGCUACAUUAAACUUUGACAAACUCUACGACUUUGUUAUCGAUGGGAACAUUUCAUUACGAAUUACGAGAAACAGUUGGUAACACGUUCACUGCAUAUGAAUUCAACAACCGAUCUUCUGACACCGGACAAAACAACCAAUUCAAAGCGUCAUACAAAUACAUUCGUUUGUCAAAUAUAGAAUUAAAACAUGGACAGAUAAAAUCCCUUCAUGAGGCAUUCAAGUAGAGCUGGGCCGUAGCAAGUCAUUAUUUAGAGUAUUUUGAACACUGGAUCUAUUACACGCACACAACUGAAGCACUAAAAUGCGUACGAGGACAACAGUAGUGUGUAAAUUGACUAAUGUGUGAUAUUUCAUGAGGCUGAAACCAAGUGAAAUUCACAUUGUUGUCAAUACAAAACAGAAUUAAAUUGGCGCUCAAAAUUUAAAAAAAAUUUAAAAGACUUUUUGGGGGAGUGAGAGGGCGUAAAAAGCAUGUCGUAGGUAACAACAAUGGAUCUCCUUAAGUCACAUUCUGAUUUAGAUCAAAAACAUUGUGUUGUAACAGUUCUGGCAUUUGAGCCCAAACUUACAUAUUUCAAAUCACUCCACAGAAAACUAUAAAUCUGAUUUAUGGGUUUAACUUCUAUCAGUUUCAGUAAUAGCCAAAAAAUACAUGUGAUUGAUUAGUUUAACCUUUCAAAGUACACACCAGCAUUGUAGGCAGCAAAAACAAGGAAGAGUGAGACGAUGAGCCGCUAAAAAGGUAAGGUUGUUAAAACCAAAAUCCUUUAUACCCUCAAAAGUGUUUCCAAACUAAAACAACUUUAAAACGCUUUAGCUUUUUUCAAAUGUAACCUGUGCAAAAAUGCUGGCAACUAAAACUCAGGCUAUGGAAAAGUAACGGUAACUGUGUCUUUACUUUUCAAGUCCUAAAAUUGCUUCUCCUUUCCAGUAAGUAAAGACAACCUCAAGAAAAUAAGACACUGGAGUGUUUACAUCAAAUAUAUGGCACGUGCAUGCAGAUGUAAGCGUCAGCGUGGACUAACAUGACUUCUGAAAUGCCAAAAUUAUUGUACAAUGAACGCAUCAGAACUGUAGGAGGAAACAGCAUUUUCAAAAACAGAGUAAACAUUUAGCAACAUCAUAAAAUCUGCUUCCUUAUAAAAGUCUAUACAUUGUCUGAGGUCAACUAUUACUUUACAAAUCUGUGACUUUUACACAAAUUCAAGGGCAGACGCGAACGGUGCACCCCAUCACCUCAUAUUUUUGUCCCAUCACUUUGCUGAGCUUCAUUUUCAGUAUUUGGCACCUUGGUAUCUGUUCUUCAGUGUCCAACAGAGGGGCGGCUUGUACUUGAAUAGGAGCCCGUGGUUUUGGGUGAUUGAGAACCACCACCGGCUGG
This is a messenger RNA of Synchiropus splendidus (mandarinfish), 5073 nucleotides long. RefSeq names its product cytokine-dependent hematopoietic cell linker. The transcript is spliced from 18 exons. The record is from RefSeq and is a predicted model, not a curated record. NCBI's taxonomy places the organism in Eukaryota, Metazoa, Chordata, Actinopteri, Syngnathiformes, Callionymidae. Gene Ontology annotation, biological process: cell surface receptor protein tyrosine kinase signaling pathway; intracellular signal transduction. Bases 580 to 1707 code for a protein of 375 amino acids.